AGCUCCGAAACUGAUCAACCUUGUUACAUACUAUAUAGUUUGUUUUGGGAUCGAUCAAAGGGUGGUGUAAGUGCAGAGAGAGGUCGAGCAGAAUGGCUGCAGGAACUGGGAUUGUGGAGAAGUUGGAGGCAGAAUUGGAGAUCAAGGCUUCUGCUGACCAUUUUCAUGACAUCUUAAGCUCUAAACCUCACCACCUAUCCAACGUCUGUCCUGAAAAAGUUCAGAGUUGUGAUAUCCAUGAGGGUGAAUGGGGCAAGGAGAGCUCUGUUAUCUACUGGAAGUACGUCCUUGACGGGAAAGCUUGUGUGGCGAAACAAAUAGUAGAAGUCAUAGACAGUGAGAAGAACUCAAUAACAUGGAAAGUGAUAGAGGGAGAAUUGCUAGAGGACUACAAGAGCUUCAAGCUCAUUGUUCAAGCUACCCCGAAGGGUGAGACUACGUUGGUAAAAUGGACCCUCGAAUUUGAGAAGCUGAAGGAACGACCUGAGCCCAAAAAAGAGUUAGACUUCUUGAUUCAUCUCACAAAAGAUAUUGAAGACCACCUUGUUAAAGCUUAAGAUAUAUAUAUUAUUAAGUAUUGUUCCAUAAUUCUAAGUUUUGCAUGUAUAAUAAAGUAGUGUUUGGGAUGUUGAUUCUAAAUUUGAAAUUUGUAUUAAGCCAAAUUAAAAAUACUAUGUAAGGGUUUAGGAAGGUUUCUUGUAUUAAUUUGCUCCCUUGUAUGGUAUCCGCCCAUCCAUAAUUAAGUAUCAUGUAUUUUGCUAGUAACGUGAGCAUGGGUUGGCUGCAAUCUGUAUUUGGUGAGGUGAGGUAAUUAUUAAUAGCUAUUAAAUGUGGGCUAGCCUGCUGUGUGGAUGAGAAGACGAAUCUUUCAAUAGAGAUUUAUGAUGUUGUAUGUCUAA
This is a messenger RNA of Malania oleifera, 899 nucleotides long. RefSeq names its product MLP-like protein 43. The record is from RefSeq and is a predicted model, not a curated record. Gene Ontology annotation, biological process: defense response. NCBI's taxonomy places the organism in Eukaryota, Viridiplantae, Streptophyta, Magnoliopsida, Santalales, Ximeniaceae.